This is a messenger RNA of Nerophis lumbriciformis (worm pipefish), 456 nucleotides long. The record is from RefSeq and is a predicted model, not a curated record. NCBI's taxonomy places the organism in Eukaryota, Metazoa, Chordata, Actinopteri, Syngnathiformes, Syngnathidae.
AUGAUAUCUGGUUCUUUUUACGCAUUUCUUGCUGGUUGUUUGGGUGCUGCCGCCUCUUUAUCGGCGAAACUCACCCUUGGCGCAGACUACCUGAUGGAAAUAUGCCAAGCUACAGUAAGCGGCACAUCCGGAGCGCAACACGAUGGACCUACUGUUUGUUCUUGGCUGCAUAUCCCUCUGCGGUUGAUGUGCAUGGGCUUGAUGUUCCUCUGCAACGCUGUCAUGUGGACCUUCUUCUCCAAAGCUCUUCGCUACAGCUCUUCUUCAGCCAUGGCCACUGCGACCACGAGCGCGGGCAACUUUAUCUUUUCAGCCAUACUGGGGAAGCUCAUUUUUGGAGAGAGUCAAGCAGGUCUGUACUGGUUGGGAAUCUUUCUGACGCUGUGUGGGAUGGUGGUGCUUCAUGGAUCCAGGCCAAAGGAGGACCUGCCACAGGAAGAGGGCAAAACCGACUAG